GCUUCCGGGACAGGGACCCGCGGCGCGGCAAGGCCUUUUCCUUGGGCGUGGGUGGGGACCUGGACUCCCUGUGGAACGUUUAAGAAAAAGAGAACCGAAUGAGGUUUCGCGAAAGGAAAAAAAAUGUAACUGUGAUCUAGUGCUGUUGGCGGCCGCGAAUGGAGAAACCGCGUGUUCUCGAGGACAAAUUGGAACUCCUCGGCGUUUUAGGUCCCCAACCCGGGAACCCCUCGCACCGCGAAUCUCAGUCCACAGCGGGAGGCGGGUGUGGUCGUUCACCUAUUUGUGCCCGAGGGCUCAGGGAGGCGCUGGCAUGACCCGAGUGGGGGGCAGCAAGCUGGUUAGCGGGAGGGUGAAGGCAGGGGUCUUCCACGACCACCACAAUCACCUGGGUAGGGAUUGAGUCCCGUAAGAACAGUCAGCUGGGGGUGCCAAGGAGGCAGGUGAUGUAUACAAACCUGGAGCCUUAGGAUGGUCCACAGGCUGCGGAGGACCACAGCCAGGACAACGUCCCGGAAAGCCCAAGGGAGACUGCGGCGGAAGGAAGGGGAACCUACAGAGGACCAGGCGAGCAAGCUGUUUCAGGGAGGGAUCCUGGCCUUCUCUGCACACCUGGGCGUCUACAGCCUCCGGCAGCUCUGCCACCGUCCCUCGCCUGUCUUCUGCCUUUACGCAGGCUUUCUAGCAGACAUUGCCAAGGUUCUUCUCCAGGCCUUCAAGGCCCUAGGUUAACUGCACCCUCCAUUUCCCUGCUCUGUCCUCAGCCCCUCCACACUCCAGCUCAGUACGUUGGCACUAACUCUUCCCUCCGAUUGAAAUAUUUUUCCCCCAUUUGACUUCCCUCCACAGGAACAUUAUUCUCCCAUAUACCCGCAGGGCUCUCUCCGUGUCUCUGUUCCAAUGUUCUCCCCUCUUCGCAUACCGUAGGAAGUAAACUGCAAAUAAAACAAACCAGGGUCCCCCCUCUGUCUUGUUCACAGCUGUGUCCCCAAGACCUAAAAUAAGGCCUGGCACCCAAGAGGUGCUAAGUUUCACAACAUUUACUCUGCCUUGUUCAGGGCGCUUUACAUUUGCUUCUUUACUUUCCACACCACCAUGUAAUGUAGAUACUAAUAUUAUUUCCAAUCUUAUUUCACAGAUGAGAAACGAAAGUUGAUAGAUGUCACAAAUAGAAAAGUAUAUACUUAGGUAUAAUGCCCCCUUUAUUUUGCAUAGAUGUUGGUGGCUGCUAUCAUCCUGAUCUGUGCCCCUGUUUAAAACUACUUGAAUAGACAUGGUGCCAACACUGUCUCUCAUAGUCAGAGAUGGGUGAGAAUGGGAGCCAUUACUUAUUUAAAUUCCUGCGGUAGAGCGGAAGGCAGAAGGACAGUUAGGUAUCCGUGUUCCACCGCUUCCCUGUCUGGGCAUGUCCUUCAGGGCACAGUUGGACCCCCAGACCCCUGGGCUUUUGUGUACGCUGGCUGGGCCCAGAGAGAGCUUUCCACUAGAUGUCCCCAGAAGUCAGAACCUUAAGGUCCUCCUUUGGGCAUUUCCGUUUCUGCGAGAGCUUCCCGUGUUCUGGCCUAGGCAGGAACGGAUUGGCAGUCUAGCAACACACAGGGCAAUUUUUACUUUAUUAUUUUAUUGUAUGUAUGUAUGUAUUUAUUUGAGUCGGAGUCUCGCUCUGCUGCCCAGGCUGGAGUGCAGUGGCGCGAUCUCGGUUCACUGCAACCUCCGCCUCUCAGGUUCAAGGGAUUCUCCUGCCUCAGCCUCCCGAGUAGCUGGGAUUACAGGCACCCCCCACCACGCCUGGCUAAUUUUAAUUUUAUUUAUUUAUUUAUUUGGAAAGAGGUUGCAUCAUGUUGGCCAGGCUAGUCUUGAACUCCUGACCUCAAGUGAUCCACCCGCCUCGGCCUCUCAAAGUGGUAGGAUUACAGGCAUGAGCCACCGCGCACGGGAAAAGGGGACCAAUUUUUAGCUCAUCCAGAGUAACCCUCUCCUGCCUUAGUCCAGCCUGGACUAAGUCCUUCCGGAGUUGGUGUGCAUCAGAACAAAAACCUCGUGAGGGGAGAACACCCUCCGGAAGCACAGUUUUAAAGUUUAUUUUUAACAUUUUAAUACUCUACUUUUUAAAUUGCCCAUCGUUACCCACGAUAGUGAAAUGAAAAUUAAGCUCCCCUGGGGUUGCCCCGUCAACCCUCCCCGCACCAAGUGGAACAGGCGGAGCUCGAGCUAUGCCACAUAGGGGCGGGGAAGCAGCCAGGCGGUCCUCACGGGAAUGUGCCGUACACUUCACCUCUUUCGCUUCUCGCUCUACAUCAUCCGUGAGAAGCCUUUUUAAACACUUGAAUGUGCUUGUUUCAGAGUGUAUUUGUAAAGUGCAGUCAGAUUUUGUUGUACGGAAGACGGGACUGUGAUGCCGUGCAAUUUCCCUCUGCCUUUUGCAUUACAUGGCGCCGCCAUCUUGAGCAGAAAUGUAUCAUGGGGCUCGCCAUUUUGCAUGGUCGAGCGGGUAUUUCCGGUUCCGGCGGGGGGCUUUUCUCUCUCUCUUUCACUGCAAGGCGGCGGCAGGAGCGGUUGUGGUGCUGGUUUCUCUAAGCCAUCCAGUGCCAUCCUCGUCGCUGCAGCGACACACGCGCUCGCCGCCGCCAUGACUGAGCAGAUGACCCUUCGUGGCACCCUCAAGGGCCACAACGGCUGGGUAACCCAGAUCGCUACUACACCGCAGUUCCCGGACAUGAUCCUCUCCGCCUCUCGAGAUAAAACCAUCAUCAUGUGGAAGCUGACCAGGGAUGAGACCAACUAUGGAAUUCCACAGCGUGCUCUGCGGGGUCACUCCCACUUUGUUAGUGAUGUGGUUAUCUCCUCAGAUGGCCAGUUUGCCCUCUCAGGCUCCUGGGAUGGAACCCUGCGCCUCUGGGAUCUCACAACGGGCACCACCACGAGGCGAUUUGUGGGCCAUACCAAGGAUGUGCUGAGUGUGGCCUUCUCCUCUGACAACCGGCAGAUUGUCUCUGGAUCUCGAGAUAAAACCAUCAAGCUAUGGAAUACCCUGGGUGUGUGCAAAUACACUGUCCAGGAUGAGAGCCACUCAGAGUGGGUGUCUUGUGUCCGCUUCUCGCCCAACAGCAGCAACCCUAUCAUCGUCUCCUGUGGCUGGGACAAGCUGGUCAAGGUAUGGAACCUGGCUAACUGCAAGCUGAAGACCAACCACAUUGGCCACACAGGCUAUCUGAACACGGUGACUGUCUCUCCAGAUGGAUCCCUCUGUGCUUCUGGAGGCAAGGAUGGCCAGGCCAUGUUAUGGGAUCUCAACGAAGGCAAACACCUUUACACGCUAGAUGGUGGGGACAUCAUCAACGCCCUGUGCUUCAGCCCUAACCGCUACUGGCUGUGUGCUGCCACAGGCCCCAGCAUCAAGAUCUGGGAUUUAGAGGGAAAGAUCAUUGUAGAUGAACUGAAGCAAGAAGUUAUCAGUACCAGCAGCAAGGCAGAACCACCCCAGUGCACCUCCCUGGCCUGGUCUGCUGAUGGCCAGACUCUGUUUGCUGGCUACACAGACAAUCUGGUGCGAGUGUGGCAGGUGACCAUUGGCACACGCUAGAAGUUUAUGGCAGAGCUUUACAAAUAAAUUUUUAAAAAACUGGC
Pan troglodytes (chimpanzee) is the source of this 3627-nucleotide messenger RNA. It is a transcript of the gene RACK1, whose product is annotated as receptor for activated C kinase 1. Gene Ontology annotation, molecular function: ribosome binding; translation regulator activity; protein binding. Bases 2396 to 3583 code for a protein of 395 amino acids. NCBI's taxonomy places the organism in Eukaryota, Metazoa, Chordata, Mammalia, Primates, Hominidae. The record is from RefSeq and is a predicted model, not a curated record. The transcript has 8 exons.